Thunnus maccoyii (southern bluefin tuna) is the source of this 674-nucleotide messenger RNA. RefSeq names its product sterile alpha motif domain-containing protein 15-like. Bases 270 to 629 code for a protein of 119 amino acids. The record is from RefSeq and is a predicted model, not a curated record. Gene Ontology annotation, molecular function: protein binding. Lineage: Eukaryota; Metazoa; Chordata; Actinopteri; Scombriformes; Scombridae. The transcript is spliced from 3 exons.
CCAAUUCACCAACCGCCCUAGAAUAUGAGAAGCUGAUUGGCUUAUUCCAUAAACACACACUGGAGUCGAUUUUGACAUUUGCCUUCUUCGGGAAGUUUUGUGUGGAAAAAAUGUUGAGAAGUUGAAUUAACAAUGCCCGACAGUUCCUGCUGACAGACUUUUCUUUUUUUCUUUUCAUAACAACUUUUAUAACUGGACCAAAAUGCGUUUCUGUGAGUGAAGGAAUCACUUAUUAACACCUAGUGCCAGGUAACAGUUUCCAUGGCAACAUGCGUACAGGCAACAUGGAGUUCCUACAGUGGAGUUGUCAUGAUGUUGCAAGAUGGAUUGAGUCUAUAGGAUUUCCACAAUACACAGCAUGUUUCAUGGAGAACAUCAUCACUGGAAGAAAGCUCAUUUAUGUAAAUUGUGUCUACAUGCCAAGACUGGGAAUCACAGAUUUUAAAGACAUGCAGGCUAUAUCUGCUCAUGUGCGUGAGCUGCUGGGGAUUACAGAGACCAUGUGGAGCCGCAGCGUCGCUGACCCUCCGAGGGACAUUGUGGGCCUGUUCUUGGAGCAGAAGAGCCGGACAGGUGAACGGGCGGACAGUCUCACCUACCAGCAGUUCCUGGAUGACACAUGUCAGUGAGAGCUGUAAUGAGUCACAUCAGUAAAGGAGCACAGUGGAAACCAA